AUGAACGUGACGCUAGCGGUGAAGCAGUACAUCUCCAAGAUGAUCGAGAGCAGCGGGGCAGGGAUGAAGGUGCUGCUCAUGGACAAGGAGACGACCAGUAUUGUGAGCGUGGUCUACACCCAAUCAGAGAUCUUGCAGAAGGAGGUCUACCUCUUUGAACGCAUUGACUCUCAGAGCCGAGAAAGUAUGAAGCACUUGAAGGCCAUCUGCUUCCUCAGACCCACCAAGGAAAACGUGGAACAUCUCAUCCAGGAGCUGCGAAGACCAAAAUACAGCGUCUACUUCAUCUACUUCAGCAACGUGAUCAGUAAAAGUGAAAUCAAAGCUUUGGCUGAGGCUGACGAACAGGAAGUGGUAGCAGAAGUGCAGGAGUUUUACGGAGAUUUCAUUGCCGUCAAUCCUCACGUGUUCUCCCUCAACCUUCAGGGCGUGGCCAAGGGGCGGAGCUGGGAUCCAUCCGUCUUGUGGCGCUGCACACAGGGUCUGACCUCGGUCCUGCUGGCGCUCAAAAAGUGUCCCAUGAUCCGCUACCAGCUGUCCUCCGACAUGUCCAAACGCCUGGCCGAGAACGUCAAGCAAAUCAUCACCAAAGAGUACGAGCUGUUUGACUUCAGGAAGACUGAAGUCCCACCUCUGCUGCUCAUCCUGGACCGCAGCGACGACGCCAUUACACCACUGCUCAACCAGUGGACGUAUCAAGCGAUGGUCCAUGAGCUCCUGGGCAUCAACAACAACCGCAUCGACUUGUCCCGAGUUCCCGGCAUCAGCAAAGACCUUCGCGAGGUGGUCCUGUCCGCCGAGAAUGACGAGUUCUACGCCAACAACUUGUACCUGAACUUCGGCGAGAUCGGCACCAAUAUCAAGAACCUAAUGGAGGACUUCCAGAAAAAGAGACCCAAGGGCCAGCAGAAGCUGGAGUCAAUCUCGGACAUGAAGGCGUUCGUGGACAACUACCCGCAGUUCAAGAAGAUGUCGGGCACCGUGUCUAAGCACGUGACGGUGGUGGGCGAGCUGUCCCGCCUGGUGGCCGAACGUCAACUGAUGGAGGUGUCGGAGGUGGAGCAAGAGCUAGCUUGCCAGAAUGACCACUCCAGCGCGCAGCAGAAUGUGCGCCGGCUGCUGCAGAACCCACGCGUGUCGGAAAUGGACGCCGUCCGCCUGGUGGCGCUGUACGCCCUGCGCUACGAGCGUCACAGCGCUAGCAUCCUGCCCGCCCUCAUGGAGCAGCUCACCAGGAGGGGCGUGUCUGAGGCCCGACGCAGGAUGGUCCAGUGCGUGGUGGAGUACGGCGGCAAGCGAGUCAGGGGAAGCGACCUCAUCACGCCGACGGACGCCGUCGCCAUCACUAAACAGUUCUUCAAAGGCCUCAAGGGCGUGGAGAACGUCUACGCGCAACAUCAACCUCUUCUUCACGACACGCUGGAUCAGCUGAUCAAAGGUCGCCUGAAGGACAGUCAGUUUCCUUAUCUGGGAGCCAGCAGCCUCAGAGACAGGCCUCAGGAUGUCAUCGUGUUUGUGAUCGGAGGAGCCACCUACGAAGAAGCUUUGUGCGUUUACAACAUGAACCGCAGCACGCCCGGUGUUCGAAUUGUGCUGGGAGGAAGCAGCAUGCUCAACACCAAGAGCUUUCUAGAGGAAGUGAUGUCAUCAACAAGCAGCGGUGGCGAGCGGUCGCAGGGCAUUAGUCGCUAUAGCAACAGACACUGA
Molecule: messenger RNA, 1707 nt
Organism: Nerophis lumbriciformis (worm pipefish)
Lineage: Eukaryota; Metazoa; Chordata; Actinopteri; Syngnathiformes; Syngnathidae
Source: RefSeq, a predicted model, not a curated record